Malus domestica (apple) is the source of this 1734-nucleotide messenger RNA. RefSeq names its product protein FAR-RED IMPAIRED RESPONSE 1-like. NCBI's taxonomy places the organism in Eukaryota, Viridiplantae, Streptophyta, Magnoliopsida, Rosales, Rosaceae. Gene Ontology annotation, biological process: regulation of DNA-templated transcription. The record is from RefSeq and is a predicted model, not a curated record.
AUGGCUAUUGAAGUUACGAGAACUAAUGAAAUGCCUAAUCAAGUUAUGGAGGCUAUGGAAGCUAAUGAGAUGACUAUUAAAGUUAUGGGAGCUGAUGAAAUGCCUGUUCAAGUUAUGGAAGCUUAUGAAAUGCAAGUUCCAAUGGAAAAUCAAUCAGAAAUUGUAGCUGGUAUUUGUUUUUUCUAUCCUCAAGUAACAGAUGAGUUCAAGCCUACCAUAGGUCAAUAUUUCGAAACAUUAGACGAAGUGAUUGAAUUUUACAACAACUAUGCAAUGGAGGCUGGGUUUAGUGUCCGAAUGCAUUCAAGUAAGAAAAAUAAGGAUGGUGAGAUCAUGAGAAAGGAGUUUGUGUGCAACAAAGAGGGAAUCACCAUAUUUCACGAGGGCCAUAAUCAUCCAAUGACAUCCCCACGAAGACGCCACUUGCUAAAGUCUCAUCGCAAGGUAGGUGGAAUUGAAAAUGUUGGUUGUACACAAAAAGAUUUAUAUAACUACAGAAGCAAGGUGCGAAAUAAGAUGAAGGGGCAUGAUGGAAAAAUGUUGCAUGAUCAUUUUUUGCUAGAGCAAGAAAGAAAUUCUGAAUUCACAUUCAAGAUUCAAGUAGAUGAAGAACACAAGAUUACUCAAUGUUUUUGGGCCGAUGCAAGUUCUAGGCAAGCAUACAAGUUUUAUGGUGAUGUGGUCAUUUUUGACACUACAUACAACACCAAUCGAGAAUUUUUGAAUGCCAUGCCAGGUGAUGCUCCAAAAAUGAUUAUUACUGAUCAAGAUCUGGCAAUGACAAAAGCCAUUCCUUACUGUUUUCCAAACACGUUUCACAGAUUCUGUACGUGGCAUAUUUUGGAUAAGUUCUCGAGCAAGCUUCCUCCGAUGAAAUACAAAGAUCAUUAUUUAGAUUUCAAAGCAUGUAUUUGGGAGUCAGAGACUAUAGAGGAGUUUGAUGUGAAAUGGAUGGCUGUUGUUUCAAAAAGUGGAUUAUCUGGUAAUGGCUGGUUGCAAUCGAUAUAUAGGAUUCGAUCUACUUGGGUUCCAACCUAUGUUAAUCAUGUUUUUUCUGCAAAUUGCUCAACUAGUCAGAAAGCUGAGAAUGGACAUUUAUUUCUAAAGAAAUAUGUUUCCAAGAACAACUCAUUCCUCGAGUUUAUGGUUAAUUAUAAUAGGGCAUUGGCACGCCAACGCCAUUCGGAGUUGAAGGCAGAUCAUAUUGAUUUGAACGAGAGGCCAAAACUCAAAUGCCCUAUUAAGAUGGAUGCGCAAAUGGCCAAUAUUUAUACACGUAGCUCUUACCUUGAUUUUCAAGAGCAGUUGUGGGAAAGUUACAGCUAUAAUAUUGAGCUUACAAGCGAAAAUGAUACUUGCAGCAUGUUUAAAGUUUUGCCCAUUGAUGACGAAAAGGGUAGAGUUCGUGAAAUUUUGUAUGAAAAAUCCAGGGAUUUUGCAUCAUAUGAAUACAUUUUGAAGAGAUGGACUAAAUCUGCAAAAUCUUCGGUUACAGUUUCUAAUGUGGAGAUAUCUGUCAACAAAUCUGUACUUAAAAGGCGUGGUAAAUUAUUCCAACAAUAUUCGCAUUUGAUUGAUAAAGUCAUUCUAAAUGAUGAGGCAAGUAAACUCUUUUGUGAGGCAAUGGAUGUUGUGAAUGAGAAGAUUAAGCCAUUGGUUGGUGGUACCAAUGAAAUGUGGAACCUUCUACAACCAAAGGAGAUAUGGAAUGUCGUGCAAAAAGAAAAUCGAUAG